AUGUCCUCUGACUCGCCCCCGCACGCAGACGCCCCAACGCGCACAUCCAACCUCCAGUCUUGCCUCCGCAAUGGCUGCUCCAGCCGCGCACUUAACCUCCGGUGGCCCGUGGAGUUGGCGGAGGAGACUAGGACCAAGGCGAGCUCUUCCACAGAAGCGCACUUCGGCAGUGUUGCCAGCGGCGUCGAAGCUGCUAACAGCAGCAGCGCAGUCAUCGGAAAAGGGUUGCGCGACAUCGUAGUUCUAAUCUGA
This is a messenger RNA of Gryllus bimaculatus (two-spotted cricket), 252 nucleotides long. The record is from the annotation of a GenBank genome assembly. Lineage: Eukaryota; Metazoa; Arthropoda; Insecta; Orthoptera; Gryllidae.